Molecule: messenger RNA, 1165 nt
Organism: Oncorhynchus gorbuscha (pink salmon)
Lineage: Eukaryota; Metazoa; Chordata; Actinopteri; Salmoniformes; Salmonidae
Exons: 4
Coding region: 141-710 (189 amino acids)
Source: RefSeq, a predicted model, not a curated record
AAGUCCUCGCGUGACUCACCGGUCUGUCUAAGCAUAUAAAUGGACAGGGACUCCGCUGCAAUGUCACCAAAACUGCAAUUUAUAAACACAAGCAAUACGGACCUGCAGAACUGCAAUCAAUCGUAGAAGAAAUCAGAGUCAUGUACCUGCCGUUCAUUACCGUUGUUGGCCUUCUUGCGGUAUUUACAGUUGCAUUAGGCGCUCCAGUUAAUCAAACAGUUGGAAUCAGUUGGAAUGAAGUCACAGAGGGCUCUUUAAAACUAAAUGAACUUGCUAAAAGACUCUUAACUGAGGAGCUCAGUCAUUUGCAAAAUGUGGAAAGAGUUGUCAAAGGGCCAAGAGUGCUGGUGGAAGCCACAGACAAAUGUGAUCCAAAAAACCUAAGAGCAGAUUCAAUGCCUUGUCUUAAGAAGAUGGUUUUUGCUCUGAAGAACUACAGUACAGUAUUUGGGAUAAUUAGUCAGUUCAAGAAUAACUGUGCAAAAACUGGAAAGAUGGUGAACACAGUAGUGAAAAAACUCCUUUUAGAAUUGAAGGAGCCCCAUCGUCAUUCAGAAGAGAAGUGGCAGGAAGUGAAGAGCUGGGAAGAGCCAGGACUGUGCCGUGACAAUAUUGAGAAGCUGUUCUCCUUCUCCAUCCUCAUGGCUCGGGUCUUUGCCCCUGGUGAUCCUGCAAAACACAUAAUGGAUUCGCCUAAAUAUUGUAUCUAAAGCUGCGAAGCAGGCCACAAUUGAUUCGUCAUCUGUGAUCUGUUUCAGUAUUAGACAACAUAGUAGUAGAUGGACAUCUACAUUAAUUGUAUGAUCAAUUUGAUCAAAAUAGUCUGAAAUGACAAGUAACUUUUGUGGUGUUGUAUGUUAUUACAAUGUUUCAUAAACAUUUCAUUAACACACUUAUAUAUCUGCCUGUGUUCCACUUUGGAACAGUUGUUUAUAUUUAGGAAUGUAUUUAUAUAUGUAUCUAUCCAUAUUAAUAUAUUUAUCAAAUGUAUGAAAUUGUGAAGUAACUUAACAUAUUUUUAACAUAUUUAAUUAUUUAACUUAUUUAAUCUAUGUUAACACCUAUUUAUCUGCCAAUGUAAUAUUUUUUAAACAAAAUGUAUUUAUUAUUGGAUGUAAUUUUCCACGUGUUAAAUUGCUUUAAAAAAUAAAUAACUUUUUACUUU